AUGACUAGUUCAGUAUAUGAAAACUGGCUUCAUAAAAUUGAUCACAAGUUUCAAAGAGAAAAUCGGAAAGUUCUCCUACUUGUGGAUAAUUGUCCGGCUCAUCCGAAAGUCCUAAUUCAAACUUUGAAAGCCAUAAAGGCGGUUCACUUACCACCAAAUUUAACUGCCAAAUUGCAACCAAUGGAUGAAGGAAUCAUUAAGAACCUUAAAGUGAAUUACCGGCGGAGAAUUAUAAAAAGAUUGCUCAAGGCUUCGGAUGAGAAAAUGGGAUUGACUGAUUUAAAUUCAUUGGAUGCUAUUUUUGACUUGAACAAAGCUUGGGCUGAUGUCACUAGUGAUACAAUUGCGAAUUGCUUUUGGAAGGCUAGCUUCGUGAAAACUGACGUGGAAAAUUUUUCAACACAAGAACAAGACGAAACUUUCUCGGAUGGUACUUAUGAAGAGUGGGAUGAUCUACAAAGAAUGUUGGGCUUCACAAAAGUAACUUUUGAAAAUUUCAUUGAUGUAGACACUAAUGUCAUUAUUGCUAGUGAACCUACAGAUAGUGGAUGCCGAGGAUCAGGAUUGGCACCACCAACAAAAUUGAGAGAUGCUGAAGUUGGUUUAGCAAUUGCUCGCAGGUUUCUUUCUGAACAAGGUGAUGUGCCGAACACAAUCUUUGCUGCUUUAGAAAUGGUUGAAAACUUCUGCCAGAGAAAGAGUUGCAUCAAACAGAAAAAAAAUUGCUGA
Messenger RNA from Belonocnema kinseyi, 729 nucleotides. RefSeq names its product tigger transposable element-derived protein 4-like. The record is from RefSeq and is a predicted model, not a curated record. NCBI's taxonomy places the organism in Eukaryota, Metazoa, Arthropoda, Insecta, Hymenoptera, Cynipidae. Gene Ontology annotation, molecular function: DNA binding. The coding region runs from base 1 to 729 and encodes 242 amino acids. The transcript has a single exon. Gene Ontology annotation, cellular component: nucleus.